AUGGGGGACGAUCCGGGAAGGCUGUAUCGACUGGAUGGAGUUGCUCAUAUAGCCGGGGUGAUCAACGACGAGGCGGUUUUAUUUGCGGUUUAUGUUAGUGGUUUUGGAUUUGUUGUUAGCCAUGCGGUUUAUCCCCGGCGUUGCAUAUCGAGCAUGCGGUGGCAGCAGGGUAUGCGACUUGAUGAGAGGUACGUUCCGUACUUGCAGAUGGCCGGACUAUACCAUCUUGCGAGACUGAACGACAGAUGGUUCAGACUGGACGAGCCCCUCGACGUCGCGUAUCAGUUGGGCCUGCCGGUAGAUGGACGUUACGUCAGUGGUUGCCUGACAGACUUCCACGUAUACAUAGAGGGUGGCAGGCCAGCUUGGCAGUGGUUCUAUGAGUUGCUCGGUGUGUUACCUCCCGCGAACCAGAUACAGAAGUUUGCAGUGAACUGCACCUGGUUCCAGAAGACCUUUGGAGAGUGCCCCGAGGGGGCAGAUGAGGAGACGCUGUUUGCCGACAAGUCCGGCAAUCGUAUUCACAUCAGGUGGUUACCGUUUGUGGCUCGGCUAGAGGAGAUAGGUGGCUAUAGCUGGGGGUCGGCGGCACUAGCAUGGUUGUAUCGGUGCAUGUGCCGAGUGGCCAACAGACAUGUCGUGAAGUUAGCUGGGCCGUUACAGUUACUUCAGUCUUGGAUCUUCUGGCGGUUUCCUGGUUUAGGCCUGCUGGCUACGAUGCGUUUAGCUGGUCCCUUGCCUCUAGGUGGUCAGGAUACAAUCCUGGAUUAG
Molecule: messenger RNA, 771 nt
Organism: Arachis ipaensis
Lineage: Eukaryota; Viridiplantae; Streptophyta; Magnoliopsida; Fabales; Fabaceae
Source: RefSeq, a predicted model, not a curated record